Molecule: messenger RNA, 1036 nt
Organism: Cyprinodon variegatus (sheepshead minnow)
Lineage: Eukaryota; Metazoa; Chordata; Actinopteri; Cyprinodontiformes; Cyprinodontidae
Gene: pdap1b
Product: PDGFA associated protein 1
Exons: 6
Coding region: 120-668 (182 amino acids)
Cellular component (GO): cytosol
Molecular function (GO): RNA binding
Source: RefSeq, a predicted model, not a curated record
CUUCAGCUCUUCGCCUCUGAGUUUAGCCAGCUGUCAGUUUAUGCUGUUGCCUUAACAUUAAUGUUUUCUACCCGUGUUUUCCUUAAAGACAACUUGUAACAAAAGAUUCGUUUGACAAAAUGCCAAAAGGAGGGAAAAAAGGUGGCCACAAAGGUCGCAUGCGCACCUACACUAGUCCGGAGGAGAUUGAUGCUCAGAUGAAAGCAGAGAAGGAGAGAAAAAAGCAUGAACUAGAAGAGGAAGGUGAAGAAGGCGCAUCUCCUAAAGACACAGCAGAAGAGAAGCUACCAGGAUCUGACUCAGAGGACAGUGAUGACGACGAUUCCCUGAGAAAGCGAGCAGGAGUGGAGGGAUUGAUAGAAAUUGAGAACCCAAACAGAGUGGCUCAGAAGUCUAAGAAGGUGACACAGAUAGAGCUGGACGAACCUCGACAAUUAUCAAGGAGAGAGAGAGAAGAGAUCGAGAAGCAGCAAGCGAAAGAGCGAUACAUGAAGAUGCAUCUGGCCGGGAAGACGGAUCAGGCCAAGGCAGACCUCGCCCGCCUCGCCAUCAUCAGGAAGCAAAGAGAGGAAGCAGCAAGAAAGAAAGAAGAAGAGAAAAAAGCAAAAGAAGCAGCAGCGGCAGCGGCGGCAGCAGCCAGAGGAGUGAACUCCCUCUCUCUGAAAUGAUGCAGUCUUUAUCAGACGCUUUUUCACUUAUUCAUGGACUGGCGCAAUAUCCCUUCGACUAUUUUUAACGGAAGAUCAUCGAAAAGUAUUUGACACGACUGUCGCUAUGAACAGUUGGGAAAAAAAAAAGAUUGAGGAGGUCGAUGGCUGCCAGUGGCUUCCAGCUCUUCCCUGGAAGUAAAGCUACCAAUAAAAAUCCAUUGAUCUUCAUAUAUGCUUGGAAUGAACCCCUCAAUGUUUCUCACGGUAUACUUAUCAUUGUACAAUUCAGACUUUGCUAAGUGAGCUUUGCCACUGUCUUCUUUUUUUUUUGAACUUACGAUGUAUAUAACUGACUCAUUAAAACCAAUUUCAGAUUAAUUAUAUGA